Medioppia subpectinata is the source of this 1018-nucleotide messenger RNA. The record is from the annotation of a GenBank genome assembly. Lineage: Eukaryota; Metazoa; Arthropoda; Arachnida; Sarcoptiformes; Oppiidae.
AAUUCAUUUGGAUUAUUACAAGUCAUUCAAAAGAAAUUACCAUGGGCUAAUAAAAAAGCAUUUGUAUAAUGUUUACAAUCAAUUACAAUGCGAUCCUAUUAUUAUUGAUUUGAUGCAAAUCAUACUACUGUUCAGCGCUGAUAAGCCUAAUAUUAUACACAAAGAAUCUAUUAAAUUUCAGCAGCAAUUAUACGUGCAUUUAUUGCAUCGGUAUUUACGGGCGAAAUACGGGUCCGAAAGCGACGCUCGACUUGUGUUCCGACAAAUGGUGUAUAUCUUGAGAGAUGUGAGACAUCAGCGAGAAGUGCGGCGAUUGAAUCAAUUGGAUGUCAUCUCAACCCAGAGUUAUGGACCGCUUCUUAAGGAGAUUCUCGAUAUUCCCACCGAUUCUGAUAAUUCUGAGUGGAUACUAUCGGCCAAAGAAAGACAGAUAAGACAAUUGCGGAUCGAAGAGAAUCGUCGGUUUAACCAAUUGUCACAAUUGAGAUCAGUGGCUAUCAACUCAGACCAGUCUUCAUGUCAAUCAUCACUGGAUUCAAAUACAAUGACCACAACUAACGACUCAUUUGAAACAAGUAUUUACAACACAGACACCGACCAAACAGUGGACAAAAACAUCAUUCAAACACAUAAUACGGACAAUACAAACAAUACUAAAUCACUGAACACUAAUAGUGCGGUCAUUGGGGACAACAUUAGUCCCAUAUUAUAUAACAAUAAUGACUUUAAUGAUAUGGAAAUGAGUUUAUUUAGUGAAAUAUUGUCGGCCACGGAACAGUUCCGGAGACCGGUGUCCAGCAAUAUAUCAUUUCAACAACAGUUAUACAUGUAUUUAUUGGAGAAAUAUUUGCGUAAAAAAUAUGGCUCUGAAUGCGAGGCAAAGAUAAUGUUUUCAAACAUAAUGAAUAUGUUGGCAGACAUUCACGCUUUGAAAUGCAUUCACAAUAAAAGCUAUUACGAGAACCCGUCGAACGCACCCUUACUUUUGAAGGAGAUUCUCGAUAUACCUAUCGAUUGA